Molecule: messenger RNA, 2991 nt
Organism: Caenorhabditis auriculariae
Lineage: Eukaryota; Metazoa; Nematoda; Chromadorea; Rhabditida; Rhabditidae
Source: the annotation of a GenBank genome assembly
AUGAACAGUUGGUUCUUCCUGCAAAAACAUCGAAAACUAAUAAAAUGCACGAUUUUCAAUGAAAACCGAUUUUUUUCGGAUUCAAAAAUUCGAAAGAAAGUUAGUAUACGAAAAAAAUGUUUAUUUUUUUCACUGGUUUUUUUGUUUAAAAAAAUAGUUUCAUCUCGAUUUGAACCAUGGAAAAAAAGUUGAAUUUUGUUCGUAUUUUGGCUACAGUACCCCACAAAAGGGGCGGAGCCUGUCAAAACCUCAACUAAAACUUUUAGAAGCUUGUGUUGUUGUUGUUAUGAAAGUAUAAACUCGAAAAAGCUCUUUUCGAUGUGAAGUUGAAAUUCAGGCUUUCCAAUCCAAUGUUGGGUACCGGCGACGUUCACCGAGCCGAUGGAGCAGUACACGGAGAACUACUGUUGGGUGCAAAACACGUAUUUUCUACCUCUGCACGACUACAUUCCGCAUAAUUACGCAGAGCGCGAAAAUAGGCAAAUCGGGUUCGCCGUCUUUCCUUAUGCAUUUCUAAUUGUUGUGCUUGGGCUUCGACCAUUGCCAGCGGCCGGAAUAAAAUGAUUAAACAAUGGGUCAGAAAAUCUCCCCCUCUCCCACGGAUGAUUCGUUUUUCUCGCUAGUCUUUGUCUUCCAACUGACUCCAAAUUUUCAUCUAGCUUGCUGAUUCACAAGCAAAGCUAGAUUGGUUAUUCCGGGGCUAACUUCUGACUAGAAAAUGGUGAAUUCUCACGGUUCCUUCCCUGAAUGAGAUUAGGGUCCCUGAAGACUUCAUUUCACGGUUUCAAAUGAAAAUGAGCUCCUAUGCAAUUUCGAAAAAAAGUUUUUUGAGGUUGUGACUACUGUACUUUCACAGAAACGCUCACAAAUAUGUUAAAAAAUUUUUGAGCACGAAAUCGGGAAAAUCAUGAAUUCUCCCUUAAAAAUUCUUACGGAAAUUCGGAGAAUACCUUGAAAAAAACAUCUAUAGUGUUCAGGAAGCUUUGGCGGCAAUGGCUGGAAAAAAAAUAAAAAUCUAAAUUGAAACAUGAAAGCUCAACAUUCUAACAACGUUUAUAAAGUCUCAAAAAACGGGGAAAGUUUUCAGGUAUUAUCAAUGGGUUCCAUUUGUGUUGGCGCUUGAGGCGCUCUUGUUUUACGUUCCCACAAUCGUUUGGCGUUUGUUGAGCUGGCAGUCAGGUUAGUUUAUUUUAUAUUUCCCUUUUUUGAAUAUUAAUUCUUGAAAACGUGAUUUAAAAUUCAAUACAGUAUCUGCUUUUCAAUAGCGGAAUUUUGAGUUUGUUCUUUGAAUUAACUGAAACAGAGAAGCAAUGGAACUAAAAAAGUUAAUUUCCAUAGUAGUUUUUUUCAGGAAUUCAUGUACAGUCCCUAGUGCAAAUGGCGUGCGACUCUCGGCUUCUGGAUCUCGAAUCCCGGAACCGAGCUCUGCAAACAAUCGCAACGAAUGUUGAAGAAGCUCUUCACGUUAAACACCAAGUGGUGAGAUUUUUCACACUCUUAACUUCAUCGUGAGUUAAACCAAUAAAUCCAGAACAUUUCAAAAAAAAUGGUUGGGAUUUUUUGAAGAUAAAAAUUAACAAUUCAAAUUUCAAAACUUAUCAUACGGUCCAAUAAACUUCAUCAGAAAAAAAAAUUGAUGUUCAAAAAAAAGUUUUCUUAGCGCUGAAAACAGAAAACUCAUUUGCAGAUGUCGGGGAACCGGCUGAAGCUUCUCAACCUCAUCAUCUGCACCAGAUCUUCUGGAGCCGCCGUCACAUUCCUCUACAUUUCUGUCAAAAUUCUCUACACAGUCAAUAUUGUCGGACAAAUUUUCCUUCUUAACACGUUUCUAGGCAAUCGCAGCAAGUGGUACGGCCUGCAGGUGAGCAAUAAUUCUACUUUACAUUCAAUAACAAGGAAUUUUGAUGAUUUGCAAAAAAGGUUCCGCAGUUUUAUUGUAGCCGUGUGGGAAAAUCUGGCUAGCAAGAACUCAAAGUCGAUUCAAAAGUUUUGGAAUCGCUUUGGAAUCUUUAUUGUUCCGAAUUUGAAACAGCGAAAAAUGAUUUUCCGAGUCAUGAUGUGAGAGUUUCGCAACUAUACUUAUUCUAAACUUUUAGGUUCUCAACGACCUAAUGAAUGGCCGCGAAUGGGAAGAAUCUGGACAUUUUCCACGCGUGACUUUGUGCGAUUUCGAAGUGAAGGUGCUGGGAAAUGUCCAUCGUCAUACAGUUCAAUGCGUUCUUAUGAUCAACAUGUUCAAUGAAAAAAUCUUCCUUUUCCUAUGGUGCGUUCAAAAUUUCCCCUCACGCCUCCGAAGUGUCAUUUUUUCAAGGUUUUGGUACUUUUUGCUUGCGGGAGCGACUGUAUGCUCAUUAUUCUACUGGAUUUACAUCUCCGUUGUUCCGAGCAGGUGAAAAUCGUGAAAUUCACUUUUGAUUCAAAUUUAUUUUUUUUAGGCAGCUCAACUUUGUUGGAAAGUAUCUCACGGGUAUCGAAGGAUAUAAAAUGGUCGACUCACAGUCACUGAGACGUUUUGUGUUCCACUUCCUUAGACAAGUGAGAUUAAAAAUUCACUAUUAUUCAAUUUUUUAAAGCUUGAUUCUUGUAUGAGUAAGCUCAAAAAUGCCGUAUUUUUUUCUGAAAAAAAUAUCAAAAAAAUCACAAAAAAAUGAUCGGAAAAAAAGCAGAAAAAAAUUAAAAAAAGUGUACAAUAUUUUUUUUAAACUAUUGAAGUAUCUCUCUGAAGAGAAGAUUCUGCUCCGAAAUUUCCGCUGCUCUGAAAAAUUCGGUACAAAUCGGAAAAAGUACUAUAUAAAAUAUCUGAAAGUUUUCGGCAACUGGUGAAACUGGAAAUCAAAAAAAGCAAUUAAGUUUGAGAAAAAAUUUAAGGACGGAGUUUUUCUACUUCGAAUGGUGGCCACCCACGCUGGAGAACUUCCAUGUUACGAGUUGGCAAAGACGUUGUGGAACAACUACUGCGACAACAAGGAAGGCAAAAUGCACGAUGUGUAG